Messenger RNA from Sesamum indicum (sesame), 2087 nucleotides. RefSeq names its product anthranilate synthase alpha subunit 2, chloroplastic. Gene Ontology annotation, biological process: L-tryptophan biosynthetic process. The record is from RefSeq and is a predicted model, not a curated record. Lineage: Eukaryota; Viridiplantae; Streptophyta; Magnoliopsida; Lamiales; Pedaliaceae. Gene Ontology annotation, molecular function: anthranilate synthase activity.
GCUACACCCGAUAUAUACAUAAUCAUGAUUAUAAACCCUCCUACUUACUAGUCUUCGUCCAAAAAUACUGCUUGCAGAGGCGAAGGGAAAUACGCAAUCCACCUCUCACAGUCUUGGACUACUCUGCAAAUGGAAACCCUAGCCUUCUCAAACGCCAUUGCCUUAAAGGCCAACUUCAAGACUCUCCGCCCCGUUAGAUGUUCCGUCGCACCUCCUUCCUUCGUAGACCACUCUGCCAAGUUCAAGGAAGCUGCUAAGCAUGGGAAUUUGGUCCCACUGUUCAGACCAAUUUUUUCUGAUCAUUUGACUCCGGUACUUGCAUACCGGUGCUUGGUGAAGGAAGAUGAGCGGGAUGCACCCAGCUUUCUCUUCGAGUCUGUUGAGCCUGGUCUAAAAGCAUCUAGUGUCGGGCGAUAUAGUGUUAUUGGAGCUCAGCCAACAAUGGAAAUUGUGGCAAAGGAGAAUGUGGUUACCAUAGUUGAUCACCAUGAGGGACAAAGAACGGAGGAGUUUGUGGAGGAUCCCAUGGUUAUUCCUCGGAGGAUUAUGGAGAAGUGGAAACCCCAACGCAUUGAUGAGCUCCCAGAAGCAUUUUGUGGUGGUUGGGUUGGUUACUUUUCAUAUGAUACAGUGCGUUAUGUAGAAAAGAAAAAGCUUCCUUUCUCAAAAGCUCCCGAGGAUGACAGAAACCUCCCUGAUGUUCAUCUGGGUCUUUAUGAUGAUGUCAUAGUGUUUGAUCAUGUGGAAAAGAAAGCAUAUGUGAUACACUGGGUCAGAUUGGACCAGUUUUCUUCUGUCGAGGAGGCUUAUGAUGAUGGCAUGAACAGAUUAGAAGCUUUAGUGUCGAGAGUGCAUGAUAUAGUGCCUCCGAAGCUGGCUGCGGGUUCAAUAAAAUUGUACACAAGCCUUUUUGGUCCAUCUUUGAGCAAGUCCACAAUGACAAGUGAAGAAUACCGGAAGGCAGUGAUGCAAGCCAAGGAGCAUAUCCUGGCAGGAGAUAUCUUCCAGAUUGUGCUCAGCCAGCGAUUUGAACGUCGAACUUUUGCUGAUCCCUUUGAAGUGUAUAGAGCAUUAAGAAUUGUUAAUCCAAGUCCAUAUAUGACUUAUUUACAGGCAAGGGGCUGUAUCCUGGUUGCGUCAAGUCCUGAAAUCCUGACUCGAGUUAAGAAGGGUAAGGUCAUUAAUCGACCUCUGGCUGGAACUGUCCGUAGAGGCAAAACGCCCAAAGAAGAUUACAUGCUGGAAAAUCAGCUGCUGCAUGAUGAAAAACAGUGUGCAGAACACAUUAUGCUUGUUGACUUGGGAAGAAAUGAUGUUGGAAAGGUGUCUAAAUCUGGUUCUGUGAAGGUUGAGAAACUCAAGAACAUCGAGCGCUAUUCCCAUGUCAUGCACAUUAGUUCCACUGUUACUGGUGAGUUAUCAUCUAAUUUGACCAGCUGGGAUGCUCUGCGUGCAGCGUUGCCUGUUGGAACAGUUAGUGGAGCCCCAAAGGUGAAAGCCAUGGAAUUGAUUGAUCAUCUAGAAGUUACAAGACGCGGGCCAUAUAGUGGUGGAUUUGGUGGCAUUUCUUUCUCAGGAGAUAUGGAUAUUGCUUUAGCUCUGAGAACAAUUGUAUUCCCAACGAGCACGCGUUACGAUACUAUGUAUUCGUACAAGGACAGUGGGAAGCGCCGGGAUUGGGUCGCCCAUCUCCAAGCCGGGGCUGGCAUAGUGGCUGACAGUGAUCCUGCUGAUGAGCAGAGAGAGUGCGAAAACAAGGCCGCUGCUCUUGCUCGUGCCAUUGAUCUUGCAGAGUCAUCAUUUGUCGAGAAAUAACAUCGUAUCAGCUUUCCCCUGUGAACUUUCUGCCGUCUCCCUACAUUCCCAUUGGAAAUUUUGCUGCCACAGAAGGAGUGUUGGAGAAAACUUAAGUCUAGCAGUCUUUAAUGGUGGGAAAAAUCAAGCUGUGUCUGUUUGGUAUGCAACAUUGGAGGAUUUUGUUUGCUGGAGAAACAGUUUGUUACUGAAAUUCAUUACCGCGUUGUAUAGGAUAAAGACUGAUUUAUUGUUCACCCUGCAGAUUUACAAUAUUAUAGCUUCUUAGCAUA